GGCAACUCACUCGCAGAGUGUGAGCGUUACACAGUACUGCCACAUUUUCUGUUGUGGUUUUGCCCAAAUUUUAAAAUGAACAAACCCAAAAUUGUGAGACCAGAGGAAAGCCAACCGGCACACGCAGUGUGGUUCGACAGGAAAAAAUAUGUCACCGUUAACUUUAAGGUGCAGAAGCCUAAAGAUGUCCAAGUUGACAUCCAGACGGACAAAAUGAUCUUGUGCUGCAAGAAUGACACGGAUGAUGUGAUCUACAAUGAGCUCCACUUCUAUGAAAAAGUCCAAAUCCACGACUCCAGAGAAAGAGUGUAUGACCGCACCAUCAACGUAUUACUGCGGAAAGUAAAGCCCGAUUACGCGUGGCCUCGUCUUCAGAAAGAUCCGGAAAGGCCGAGUUGGAUUUCGGUGGACUUCGAUAACUGGAGGGAUUGGGAGAAUGAAGAAGAAGAUGGACGAGAGGAGUAUGAAAAAUAUGUAGAUAUGAUCCAAGAUAUGGCCACUGGUAAUAAAGGAGCAACGCCAGACAUGGGGGAUCUUAGUGAUUCUGACUGACAUCCAUCCAUAUGCUGGAACGCGCCUCUUGACAUGACUUUCUUCAAGGAAACAGAGAAUAAUGCUGUUUAAUGCUUGUUGUUGUUUUUUUUUUUUAACUACAAUUGUGAUUUUUUUUUUAAAUGUUAUGAUUCAUUGUUUUUUUUUUCAUUGUUCUUUCUACACUCAUGUAUCAUUGUAUAUUUGGUUAUACUGGUCUGUUGAUGGGGAAACCACCUUUUGAGUGUACAGAGGCUUGUUUCGAACGG
Messenger RNA from Syngnathoides biaculeatus (alligator pipefish), 800 nucleotides. RefSeq names its product prostaglandin E synthase 3 like (gene ptges3l). The record is from RefSeq and is a predicted model, not a curated record. The transcript is spliced from 7 exons. The coding region runs from base 76 to 552 and encodes 158 amino acids. Gene Ontology annotation, biological process: chaperone-mediated protein complex assembly; protein folding. NCBI's taxonomy places the organism in Eukaryota, Metazoa, Chordata, Actinopteri, Syngnathiformes, Syngnathidae. Gene Ontology annotation, cellular component: cytosol; nucleus. Gene Ontology annotation, molecular function: protein-folding chaperone binding; Hsp90 protein binding.